Molecule: messenger RNA, 1046 nt
Organism: Funneliformis geosporum
Lineage: Eukaryota; Fungi; Glomeromycota; Glomeromycetes; Glomerales; Glomeraceae
Source: the annotation of a GenBank genome assembly
CCAUACUUGUUGCGCCUCAAAAUUUCAAGGGUGCAUUCCUUAUAACUUUUCCAAAGACCGUUCAGGACCAAAAGACUGACUUACUAUCUUUAACCAUACUCGGGUCAUUUACUCCUGAGGGACGUUUAUCUCAUUAUUCUGUCCUUGUUGGGAAUAAACUGUAUUUUUUUGGCGGAUAUGUUGAUAAUGCUAAAUCAUGUACAAAUCAAGUAUUUUAUCUCGACUUAUCUCAGUCAUUUAAUUUAGCUGUUCCACCUUGGGUUUCCCUUACGCAAAAUGCCGGAAUACCAUUCAAAAGUUGCUGGGGAACUGCUUUAUUGAAUGACAAGGAACAAAGUAUUUAUUUAUUUGGUGGAAUUAUGAUUAAUGAUCUAAAUCAAGACGAUUUUAUUUCAAAUGUUCAUUCAUUUAAUUUAAAUUCCUUAUCAUGGAGUGUACCAAAUAUCGAAGGAACUCCACCCGAAAGACGCACAAAUAUACAUGGUGUUAUUGAUAAUACCGGAAAAAUUUAUAUUUUUGGUGGAUCUUCGUUAGGUUCACAAACAAUUAUACGUUACAAUGAUAUGGUCAUCCUAAAUACAGCUGAAUUAUCAUGGGUUAUCAAUCCAGCUAGUAAACCUGCGCAAAAUUCUUAUACCGCAACACUAUUAACUAAUGGAGUUAUUGUAUAUAUUGGUGGUAUUGGAUCACUUGAAGGCAUUGCAACAAUAGUUGACAUUAAAAACAUUAACCUUUUUGAUACAAAGUCCUUAACUUGGUCAGUGAAAAUUGCAACAGCUUCAAAUAUCAUUCAAAAUCGUUAUCUUCAUACGGCGGUUUUAGUUGUUACAAAUAAUUCUAAUAAUGCUAAUAAUGAAUUAGUUACUAUGAAAAUUAUAAUCGCAUCAAUUGGAGGUACUGUAGGUUCGGUUAUAAUUAUAGCAUGUGGAUUUUUAUUUUAUAGAUGGAAUAGAAAUAGGAAUGAACAACCUGAAUUCAUUAAUGGAGAACAACAUAAUUUGCCUGGAAGUAUUGUUGAGAAUAAUUAUAAUAGAUAUAUAGCGUAA